AUGGCCGGAUAUCGAUUCACCCGAGCAAUAUUGCAAGAUGGGCACUCUACAACAAGACCACCAUACUUUAAUGGUGAACAUUAUGGCCACUGGAAGGAAAGGUUUAAAAUAUUUGUGCAAUCAGCUGAUUAUCAAGCACAGGUCGUGAUCAAAAAGGGACCUAAACCCAUUCCCAGAUCGAACACUGAAAGCAAAGAAGAUGCAGAAGCUUCAGCAAUUGAUCUAGAAUCACACGAUAUUACUAAAGAACAACAAGAGACUCUACAGAUAAAUGCACGGGCAAUAGCUUUGCUCUACUGUGCAUUAGAAAGCUUGUCGAAGUCUGCAAAGACUUGGGAAACCAAAGCCAUUGUCCUUGAAGAUGGAAAUCUGGAUAAAUUCACUUAUGAUGAAUUAAGAGGAAAUCUUAUAGCUUUUGAAAAGAAUCAUAUCCAAAGAUACCAGAAGGACGAAAAGAAGAAAGUGGUCGCAUUCAAGGCUCGAGUUGAGGAAUCUGAUGAUGAUGACUCUAAAGAAGAAGAAGUAGCCAUGAUUUCGAGGCAUGUGAUAGAAGCUAUGAGAAGAUCAAGAAGUAACAGAAAAGGAAGCUCAAACUUUAGAAAAGGCAAGACCCCCACUGGACAGCCAAAGAAUGACGGAAAAUGUUUUGAAUGUGGAAAAUAUGGCCAUAUUGCGUCUGAAUGUCCUGAGAUAAGAAAGAAACCAACCAGAGGCUAUCAAAAACAAAGAGCUUUCAGCAGUUGGAGUGAAGAUGAGAUCUCAGAUGAAGAAUCUGAAGAAGGUGAAAAUAUAUGUUUCAUGGCUCUCGAAGAAGGCAGCAAGGAACACCACAAGAAAAAGAAAAGGGGAAAAUGGUAUCUAGACAGUGCGUGUUCAAGACAUAUGACAGGCGACAAAAAUCUAUUCAAAUCAGUCACUGACUUUGAUGGAGGAUUGGUAACUUUUGGUGACAAUUCAACUGAACGGUAA
Lycium ferocissimum is the source of this 969-nucleotide messenger RNA. RefSeq lists its product as uncharacterized. Gene Ontology annotation, molecular function: zinc ion binding; nucleic acid binding. Bases 1 to 969 code for a protein of 322 amino acids. The transcript is spliced from 3 exons. Lineage: Eukaryota; Viridiplantae; Streptophyta; Magnoliopsida; Solanales; Solanaceae. The record is from RefSeq and is a predicted model, not a curated record.